Molecule: messenger RNA, 702 nt
Organism: Strongylocentrotus purpuratus (purple sea urchin)
Lineage: Eukaryota; Metazoa; Echinodermata; Echinoidea; Camarodonta; Strongylocentrotidae
Product: octopamine receptor 1-like
Exons: 2
Coding region: 1-702 (233 amino acids)
Biological process (GO): G protein-coupled receptor signaling pathway
Cellular component (GO): membrane
Molecular function (GO): G protein-coupled receptor activity
Source: RefSeq, a predicted model, not a curated record
AUGGAAGGUAAUAUUAAUAUAUUAGAAACAGAGGCCUUAUCUAGGGGUAGCGAUACGGAUCUCUGGGUGUUUGAAAAUUAUAACCAGCGCAUCGCUAUAGCCACUAUCCUCUGUUUAGUCUUCAUUGUGGGAUCCAUCGGCAAUACACUGGUCAUCACCGCCGUAGUCCUUUCCCGUGAACUGCGCUCAUCCACCAACUGGUUCGUCGUCAACUUGGGAUGUUCCGAUCUUCUCACAUGCCUCUGUCUCCCGUUUUAUGCUGUCGCCAUGCUAAGCCGUGACGGAUGGCCUUUGCCCGGUUGGAUCUGCGUAGCCAAUGCGGCCAUGGUAAUGAUCUGUAUGGGUGCCAGUGUCAUGACGCUAGCCCUUAUUGCCUUUAACCGCUGGUACCUGCUGACAAAUACCCGUGGCCUCCAGAAGACAAAUGUAACCAAAAGUAUGACAUCACAGUUACGAAAAAAACAUGCCGUUGUGGUACUAGCCUUCAUCAUCUGCCUGCUCCCGUUCGGUGUGAGCGUUUCCGGUUUUCUUAGUGACCCGGGCAUCCCUUGGACAGGCCUGCUGUUGGCCGUCAACAGUUGCGUUAACCCUUUGAUUUACGCCGGGAUCUGGAGAGAGUUCCGCAACGUGAUGCUAGCCAUCAUUCGCUUUCGCCUAAAGGACAUCCCGGAGCCAAUCACAUGCGUCCGUCGCUUUGUUUAA